AGAGGACCCACAGAGAACCCCAUGAGCACUUGCGUGUAGGGCUUCGCCACUGCCUCUGAUUGGGAUUGGGAACACACGGAGUGAGAAAAAGGCAAAGCGAUUUGUGCUGAGUGGGCUGUGUGAGCAAAGGGUGAGAGAGAGAGAGAGAGAGAGAGAGAGAGAGAGAUGCUUUUGUUGCCUCCUUUUGCUUAUUAUUAACAAUUUCCUUUGUUUUAUCCUCAAAUUUUUUUUUUCCCCCUUUCCUUUUCCUUUUCCUUUUCCUGAGGGGUUAAGAUAAUGUCCUUAGCAAUCAGAUAACUCUCUCUCUCUCUCUAUCUCUCUCUCUCUCUCUCUCUAUACCUUAUUCCCCAUCAUUCUCUUUGAGGAAUCUCCUUUCCCUUUAGAACCCAAUGAAUCAUUGCUUCUUCUUUCCACCAUCAUAAUCCCACUAUUCCUCCUCCUCCUCCUCCUCCUCCUCCUCCUCCUAGUUUCUUCAUCUGGGUCAACCCCCUUUGGACCAAAUAGUGCGUCCUCUCCACAGUUUCUGAUUCCUAAAAAAGAAAGGAUUUUGUGGAGCUUGAGUGUUUGGGCUCUCUCUGUAUUAGCUUCCCUUGCGCUACAGUCUCUCCAAGUUUGGAUCUUUCUGAGGCUUUCACUGCUUUUUUAUGAUCUGGGGUGGGUUUCAUGAGGAGGUGAGGAUACAGAGGCCAAGGGGAGCCCAAAAAGCUUCUUCCUUUGGUGGAGUGGGUGAUUCGGAGAUGUGUUGGUGUUCCUCUUUUGUAAAACCCUUGAAUAGUUUAUCUCUGUGUGUCCUAUUGUGAGCAAGAUUGGACUGUUUGAGAGGAUUUAAGAGUGAAAAGCUCCCCCCUUUUCGCAUUGAAGGCUACAAUAUUUUCGUUUACUGCUCAUCCAGAUCCCUUUCCAUUGAUUGUCAGAUUCGAUUAAGUACUUGGUCGCUGCUUUGUUUGGCUUCUUUGUUCACUGCCCAUUAGAUGAAUUGCUUCUUUUGAAUCCCCCAUGACUUGGUUUGGUGAUUCCGAGUUAAUGGAUCGAAAGAUUAGCUUCUUUUCUAGGAAGAGGAAAAUAUUUGUGGAUUGGAGAGACCAUCUUUAUAACCAUUACCUCGGAUCGAAGAAGGUGAGGGAGACAUGGUGGAGGAAGCUGUUGUUGCUGUGGGUGGUGGGCUGGUUUAUCGGUUCGAUUUGGAUAUUUUGGUUCAUGAAUUCUCAAGCCGUGGAGAAGAGGAGAGAGACCCUAGCGAGCAUGUGCGACGAGAGAGCGAGGAUGCUUCAGGAUCAGUUCAAUGUGAGCAUGAAUCAUCUCCAAGCAUUGGCGAUUUUGGUCUCGACCUUUCACCAUUCCAAAGACCCGCCCGCGAUCGAUCAGAUUACUUUCGCGAGCUAUGCGGAAAGAACUGCUUUUGAGAGGCCACUCACAAGUGGAGUGGCUUAUGCUGUGAAAGUGCUGCAUCACGAGAGAGAGCAAUUUGAGAAGCAACAAGGAUGGACAAUAAAGAAAAUGUAUUCUUCAAAGAAGUCCCAAGCUCGGAAUGAUGGGGCGGCCCCUGAGAUUCCGGAAACGUCGCCUGUUGCAGAGGAAUACGCACCUGUUAUUUUUGCGCAGGAUGCCUAUAAACACGUGAUAUCGCUCGAUAUGUUGUCUGGAAAUGAAGAUCGUGAGAAUAUUUUACGAGCUAGAGAAUCUGGAACCGGCGUCUUAACUGCUCCUUUUCGCCUACUAAAAUCGAAUCGCCUAGGUGUUAUUCUAACAUAUGCUGUAUACAAAUCGGAGCUUCCUUCAAAUGCAACUCCCACUGAGCGAAUUCGAGCAGCCAUUGGGUAUUUAGGUGGAAUAUUUGACAUAGAAGCACUUGUUGAUAAACUACUUCACCAACUUGCUUGUAAGCAAUCGAUUAUGGUGAAUGUAUAUGACACCACUAAUGGGAAAAUUAGCAUGUAUGGAUCAAAUGAGAACAAUAAUGGUAUGUAUCAUAUCAGCGCACUUAACUUCGGCGAUCCUGUAAGAAAGCAUGAGAUGCACUGCAGGUUCACGCAAAAGCCACCGUUGCCUUGGCUCGCAAUAACGACCUCAAUUGGAACUCUAGUGAUCGCUUUACUGAUUGGCUACAUAUUUCAUGCUACUGUAAAUCGUAUAGUGAAAGUGGAGGACGAUUAUCGUCAGAUGAUGGAACUUAAGAAAAGGGCAGAAGCUGCCGACGUUGCUAAGUCCCAGUUCUUGGCAACUGUUUCUCACGAGAUCAGAACUCCAAUGAAUGGUGUCUUAGGGAUGCUGCAAAUGCUUAUGGACACUGAUUUGGACAUAACACAACAGGACUAUGUUCGAACUGCCCAAGCCAGCGGGAAAGCUCUUGUCUCACUUAUUAAUGAGGUUCUUGAUCAAGCAAAAAUUGAAUCUGGUAAGCUCGAGCUCGAAGCCGUCCAAUUUGAUCUUCGGGCUCUUUUGGAUGAUAUCUUAUCGCUCUUCUAUGGAAAGGCGCAGGAGAAAGGAUUAGAGUUGGCAGUAUACAUCUCUGAUCAAGUUCCAGAAACUCUAAUUGGCGACCCUGGUAGAAUGAGACAAAUUAUCACAAAUCUUGUUGGAAAUUCCAUCAAGUUUACGGAAAGAGGACAUAUUUAUAUCACUGUUCAUCUCGUCGAAGAAGUGAUGAGUUCGUCAGAAGUGGAAAAAGAAGCUCAAACAACAAGCACGCUGAGCGACUUUCCUGUGGUAGAAAGAAGGCAAAGCUGGGAUAGCUUUAAGAUAUUCAACAAGGAAUCGUCUGCAGAAAAUUCUUCUCUCUCUAGCUCUCCAGAUCUGAUAAAUUUAAUACUAUCUGUCGAAGAUACAGGAGUUGGGAUCCCUUUCGAAGCCCAGUCGCGCGUGUUCACCCCUUUUAUGCAGGUUGGUCCCUCGAUUUCUCGAAUUCACGGAGGAACUGGGAUUGGGCUAAGCAUUAGUAAGUGCUUAGUUGGUCUAAUGAAGGGAGAGAUUGGGUUCGUGAGCAAACCGCAAAUAGGUUCUACUUUCACUUUUACUGCGGCCCUUACGAGGGCUCGAUCUAAUUCGAGCGAGUACAAGUCAAAUGAAUUCCAAGGGAUGAAGGCGUUGGUUGUUGAUCACAGACCUGUUCGUGCGAAGGUUACUAAAUACCAUCUACAAAGGCUUGGAAUUCACGUGGAAUUGACCACCGAUUUAGGUGAGCUCCUUCCUAAAAUAAAUAAAGGGGAUUUGGUCGUAAAAUUGGUGCUUAUCGACAAGGAAACUUGGUUGAAGGAGGUUAAUUUUUGGCCUAUUUUUGCCAGCAAAUUGACUAAAAAGGGCCAAGUUGAUAUUCCGAAACUUUUUCUUUUGGCGAAUCCUACAAACUCUAUCAAGAGUAAUUCUUCUAGUUCGAAGGAGUAUGACUCAACUAUAAUCAUGAAGCCAUUGAGAGCAAGCAUGCUUCAGGUGACUUUACAAAGAGCUUUAGGGAGUGGGUAUCGAGAAAAUUGUAGGAAUGGAGGGCUAAAUGGUCAAUCAUUGCGAAGCCUGCUUCAUGGAAGGAGAAUCCUUGUUGUGGAUGACAAUGUCGUGAAUCUGCGAGUAGCCGCUGGUGCUUUGAAGAAGUAUGGAGCCGAAGUGGCUUGCGCUGAUAGCGGCAAAAAGGCAAUUUUGGCGCUGAGCCCGCCUCACGAUUUCGACGCUUGUUUCAUGGAUAUUCAAAUGCCCGAAAUGGAUGGAUUCGAAGCCACGAGGAGGAUAAGGGAGAUGGAGACCGAUCUAAAUGACCGCACGCUACGUGGAGAAGUAUCCGAGGGGACUUGCGGAAGUGCCCUACAGUGGCACACUCCUAUAUUGGCCAUGACGGCCGAUGUGAUCCAGGCCACUCAUGAGGAGUGCCUAAAGAGUGGGAUGGAUGGAUAUGUCUCGAAGCCGUUCGAAGGGGAGCAGCUUUAUAGAGAAGUCGCUCGGUUUUUCAAAAGCACUUCCAUCUAGUUUUAUGGGCUGUAUCAUAGCGAACGAUGUUUCUGCAUGGGGUUCAUCCAGCGAAGAACGCAGUUUGGGUUGAAAAUGCUGAUGUUCCAAAAGAGGAUGAAUUUCUGGAGAUGAAACAAGUAAUUUUUGUUCAUCAUUUCACUCGCGGAGCAAAGAGGAUAUCGUAUGUUGUGGAAAUAAAUACGGUCGUGGAAUGUUUCUCGCCCGGCAAGUACAUAGUGUACAAAAGAGUACGAUUCGAUUUAUUAAAUGAUAAUGCUCGUUCUCGAGCAAUGAAGGUAUUCAUAAUGAAUGUAAAUUGCACAUUCAAAUCGAGAUCGGUGGAACACAGUUGGGUAGUUCAGGAUCAUUUUCUGGCGAUUUAUUGCGUUGAAAGUGCAUUUAGAGUGUUUGUCUGGAUCAACUUUGUUGCUUCACUCUGCGUCCGCCUGCGUUAUGUACACAUCUUGUGCGUCAUACGCUAGUGUUCAUAAAUUCUCUUCACUGCAAACAUUAUUCAACAAAGCCAGGGCAUGAAUUAACUGAUUUACAGUAUCAUUGUUGCUCACUUUAAUUGAUAGAGAUCCAUUUCCAUCUCUUUA
Molecule: messenger RNA, 4535 nt
Organism: Ananas comosus (pineapple)
Lineage: Eukaryota; Viridiplantae; Streptophyta; Magnoliopsida; Poales; Bromeliaceae
Product: probable histidine kinase 3
Exons: 11
Coding region: 997-3954 (985 amino acids)
Biological process (GO): phosphorelay signal transduction system; phosphorylation
Molecular function (GO): phosphorelay sensor kinase activity
Source: RefSeq, a predicted model, not a curated record